Diachasma alloeum is the source of this 3602-nucleotide messenger RNA. It is a transcript of the gene HnRNP-K, whose product is annotated as heterogeneous nuclear ribonucleoprotein K. Gene Ontology annotation, molecular function: mRNA binding. Lineage: Eukaryota; Metazoa; Arthropoda; Insecta; Hymenoptera; Braconidae. Bases 292 to 1581 code for a protein of 429 amino acids. Gene Ontology annotation, cellular component: cytoplasm; nucleus. The transcript is spliced from 12 exons. Gene Ontology annotation, biological process: regulation of transcription by RNA polymerase II; regulation of mRNA splicing, via spliceosome. The record is from RefSeq and is a predicted model, not a curated record.
AACAAGUGGAACAACCAAACGUAUCACCACCGUGACUUCUCCAUACGUUUGAUGUCUUCGUCAUAUAAAUUUAUGACAGUCCUCGCAACUGUCUACGUUACUCUUUGCAUAUCGGCUUAUCGAUGAAGUUGACUCUUGUGAUCUUCGAUAAUACCUUGGAAUAUUUUCGUGCUGACAGGCUGACUAUCACCAGUAAUUCUCAACAACUGGAGAUCUGCAGCUGAGAAGAUUGCCGAACGAGACGAGCUGUGUGAGGAGAUUGUGACAGAACUUUCAUCUAAAAUCGACAUCAUGAAGAGAGAGGCAGAGGCCGGCCCCAUGGCAGGCGGUGGAGGCCCAACAAAUCCUCAUAAGCGUUAUCGCCAAGGCGACGACGAACUACGGCUUCUCAUACCGAGCAAGGUGGCCGGCUCAAUCAUUGGAAAAGGCGGCCAAAACAUCACAAAACUGCGCAGUCAGUACAAAGCCUCAAUCAUUGUACCCGAUUGCCCCGGACCCGAACGGGUCCUGACAAUCAGCUCAGAUUUGGAUACUGUUCUGCAGGUGGUUAACAAGGUUGUACCGAAUCUUGAAGAGAAUGGAUCGAAGCAUGGCAAUGACGAGAUUGAUGUUCGUAUGCUGGUGCAUCAGAGCCAGGCUGGAUGCGUCAUUGGGAAAGGAGGACUUAAGAUCAAGGAGCUUCGCGAGAAAACUGGAGCAAGGAUCAAGAUAUACUCCAACUGCUGCCCUCACAGCAGUGAUCGUGUCAUUAGUAUCUGUGGGAAGCCGUCGACAUGUAUGGAAUGCAUACGUGAACUCGUUGCAACUAUUAAAACGUCUCCACUGAAGGGUGUCAACAAUCCGUACGAUCCCCACAACUACGAUGACUACUACGCCGAAGAAUACGGUGGCUAUGGAUCAGGUGAGGGCCAGGGUAAGCCAGGUGGAUUCGGCCCAGGGGGACGUGGCAGUGGUGGAGGAGGUGGUGGUGCUGGAGGUGGUGGUGGCCAGGGAAUGCCCCCAAGACGUGACGUUCGAGGUGGAGGGCCACCUGAGAUGAAUCGAGGAUUUCCACCACCACCCAGAGGUGGACCACGUGGGGGUGGCGGCAUGUCUGGACCACCAGAUCGCGGAUACGGAAAUUCUCGAGGAGCUGGAGGCGGAAGUGGUGGUUACGAAGGAGGAAAUCGUGGUGGGUUCACUGGAAAUAGAGGGGGACCACCGUCUUUCGGUGGUGGAAAUUACAAUGACAAUGGCUGGGGUAUGCAGGGAAGUGCUCCUAAUGGUAUUGGCAGUGGGGGAAAUUCGGGAAUGGGAGGGCCACCGAUGGGGGGAAAUAACCAGAGCAGCCCUGGAGGAAUGGGGGGUAAUAAAACAAGUACUCAAGUUACUAUCCCCAAAGAGCUGGCUGGAGCCAUAAUUGGCAAAGGUGGUGCGAGAAUUCGAAAAAUAAGAUCAGACAGUGGAGCCGGUAUAAUAAUAGACGAGCCAUUACCCGGCAGUAACGAUCGCAUUAUCACUAUUACCGGACUACCAAAUCAGAUACAGAUGGCCCAAUACCUGUUGCAACAGAGUGUGCACGAUAACGCAGAUCACUAUUAAACCCGCAGAAAAGACGAAUGAAAAGGGGAGCCAAAGACGUGUUUAUAACAAUUUUUUUAUUCUUUUUUUUUUGUUUUGUUAAGCAACAAAAUAUUAACAACAAAACAUCUGCCCGCAAUGAGAGCAAAGGGGAAGAAAACACUGAGGACAAUUUAUGCCUGGAGACCUUCAUUUGUAGUUUUGAAUGAAAAAAAUAAUAAUAAUAAUCUUGAGAAGAUAACAAUACAUGUCACAGGCAGGGAUGAACACGAGCCUUGAUGUGAGAAAAAGCAUAUUUUUUCAGAAGACAAUUUCCAGCAGAUUCAAAAUGAACAACAACAAUUCAAUGUAGUGUAUUUACUGAAAAAAAAAAAAAAAAAAAGAAGAUUAACGCCUUAGACUUCUAGAUUCACUGGUCAUUGGCCAAUGCGCUGGUCUAUAUUUAAGAAAUUAAUAUUAAUCAACAACAAGUGGUUUUCAAAAUGAACAUUCAUCGCUUAAUUGUAGAAGAGACAUUCAUUUUUCGUUCUUUUUCUUAUAUAAAAGUUUUCCUAUUGUGCAUUUUUUCGGAUGUAUUUAUCAGUUUCAAUGUAAAUAGGUAAUAAGCUUACUUUUGAAAAUCAACAUACCCUUUUAAUUUUAUUCUAGCAUAUAAACCCUUACGAUUCAUCAUUCUUUUAAUACAAUUUUUCUCGCUAUGAACGUGAACUUUCAGUGAACUCGAUUAAUCGAGUUUUCAUUAUUUGCAUGAAGCUCUCAACAAAAAUGAAAAUUCAAAUCAAACAUACAACCGAUGAGUGAAGAAAGAAAAAUGAUAUAUCAUGGCCUAUAUCUUUUCGAGAUUGUGUACAAUAAUAGAUAACUGUUAAGAUAACCAUUGCCAGAAAUCUGGAAUGAUUGAACACUUAAUCCAUCAUGUAGUCACUCACAUCCACAUGACGAUAAAAGAGAAGAAAUAAAUUCUAUUCCCAGAUUUUUCCUUCAUUUUCGAGUAUUUCCAAUAAUCGAAAUGUGGGAUCGACGAAAUACAAUGUAAAUAGAGUAAUGACAUUUUAUCUAGAUGUUUCUUUCGAUUCUUAAUCAACUAUAGGGACAAUGAUUUCCAAUGCACAGAUUAUUUCAGCAAUUAAUAUUAACACAACAACUAUAAAAUCAUUAAUACUAACCCAGACGUUAACAAGGACCCCCUCCCAUCUGAUGAAGAAUACAAACUAUUCGGAAAGAAGUAUAUCUAUAAUCUAGUUGAUUUAAGAUUGCAUUAAUUAACUUCAUUAAGCUUAAUGAACAGGUGAGGUUUCGAUGGAAACGUAUCACCCAAACUGGAGACAAAUUUAGAGUGAAGAAGUUCUUAUUAAUACGUGAAAUUGAAGUGAAUGAAUACAAAAUAGUUGAUAAACACGUUAUUUGAUUGACGAGAUACAACGAUAGUCCAUCGAUCCAACCUUUGCUACUUCUCUCAUAUUCAUGAUAGGAUUUAUGUUAUUUAAAUAACUCGCGUGUCUUGGAGACUGAACUCAAUUAGGCAUUCACAUGAAAAGGAAAAAGCAUUGAUAAAAUUCUCUUUGUUCUAAUGAUUAACUUCUCGUUUAUUCAUUUUCUUGUCACUUGGCUAUCUUUACCUAUCCUCAGGAAUAUCGCAAGGGCAUUUCUCCCAUAAUUUCUUUCAAUCGUUUACAACAUUACUGGAUCAUAAGUCAGAGGAUCUAUCAAUCAAAACAACUAAUAAAUUGUAUUAAAAGUAACUUUAAUAUUCAGACACGUGUAUCGGCAAUUAAAUUGCAUUUCCUUUUUUUUAAUGUAACGGAAUAAUAAUAGAGAAGAAUAAUACUACAGGAAAAACGUAAAAGCAGUUGAGUAAAUGAGAUAGUGUGGAUGACGACAAGUUGAAUUAACGAAAAACAUUGAUAAUAUAGAGAUUUAAUUGAUUAAUGAGAGGAAGACAGAGGAAGACACAAAUAUGUGUGUAUUACAAGACAUAAAGUUUACAAUUAUUUGUAAUGAAUACUUAUUAUUUGUCGAAUAAAAAUUAGUACAAACAUCAA